CUCAUUAUACUAAACUCAAGGACCAUGGCAAAUCAAGUCUCCAAACAAAUAUUCAAAAUCAUGUUGUCUUUCUUCUUAUUCGUUUUACUCCUCUCUGAUACGGUCUCAUCGGUCCGAAAAUCAAUCGACCUGAAAAAACCAUGCAAACAUUUCGUCCUCCAUCUCCAUAACAUUGCCUACGAUAGUGAUAACGCGGAUAAUGCCACAUCAGCAACCAUUGUAAACCCUAUAGGACUAGGCAACUUCAAUUUUGGGAAGUUUGUAGUCUUUGACAACCCUGUAACAAUGGACGAGCACUACCUCUCGGAACCGGUGGCUCGUGCCCAAGGCUUCUUUUUCUACAACAAGAAGACAACCUACAACACGUGGAUGACUUUCACGUUGUUGUUUAACUCAACGCAGCACAAAGGGACCAUGACCAUAAUCGAUGCGAAUCCUAUGAUGGAGCCGACCAGAGACCUAUCGAUUGUUGGUGGGACCGGUGAUUUCCUCAUGACUCGUGGGAUUGUUACGUUUACGACCGACACCUUUGAAGGCAGCAAGUAUUUUCGUAUCAAACUGGAUAUUAAACUCUACGAGUGUUACUAAUAUAUGUGUCCUUUUGUCUCCGUUUGGGUUGCAUGUGUGUGUGGACAUUUCAAUAAUGCAUUGAAGGUGAUGAUUCUUCAAGUUGCAACAUAAUGGUAUUGUAAUUCGCUUGUAACGAGUUUUGUGAUGAUAAUAAUUAUCUUGUUUUGUUUACCAAAACAUAAAUGUACUUUUAAAGUAUCUCCU
Messenger RNA from Raphanus sativus (radish), 774 nucleotides. Its product is annotated as dirigent protein 6-like. Bases 25 to 588 code for a protein of 187 amino acids. The transcript has a single exon. NCBI's taxonomy places the organism in Eukaryota, Viridiplantae, Streptophyta, Magnoliopsida, Brassicales, Brassicaceae. The record is from RefSeq and is a predicted model, not a curated record.